UAUACGUCGUCGUGUAAGACAGUCCUUCCCUGGGCGCCCAACUUUCAGUCCCGGUGAGUGAAACGAAGGUUCGAUAAUGGCGCCCCACGAUCUACGCCGUCCGUUCAAACGGCCGGCGAUAUCAGACCAACAGAAAAGGCGAGAUCUCUCUUUGCUCCGGCAGGCUCAGAGCCGUCGUGAUGCUCAGCACCAAGCGCGCUGUUUGGCCUCCACCGUCCUCUCUUUCCCUACCCAGAACUCGGAACCUGUACCGGAGCCUCAAGCCGUGGAGGAAAUCGAACUCGUGCCCGAACCUGAACCGAUAUAUGAAGAGUCCGAGCCGGAACAGCAAGCUAUUGAUAUUGAUGUUCGUCAGGCGUCGAAGCUCAGAGGAGCUGAAGCUCGUCGGUGGUUUGCGAAACAGCUUAUGCUUCCUGAGUGGAUGAUCGAUCUUCCUGAUCGCCUAGACCAGGAUUGGUAUAUAUUUGCAAGGCCUGCUGGAAAACGAUGCUUCGUUGUCUCAUCAAAUGGAGUGACAGUCAGUAGACUACGCAAUGGGUCUCUCUUGCAUCGGUUUCCUUCUGCUCUACCCAAUGGAGCCAAGACCAAAGAUAUAUCUCGAUCUGCUCAAUCAUAUUGUAUACUUGACUGCAUAUUUCAUGAGUUGGAUCAAACAUACUAUGUGAUUGACAUGGUUUGCUGGGCUGGAAUCUCUUUCUAUGAAUGUACUGCUGAAUUCAGAUUUUUCUGGUUGAACAACAAGCUUGUUGAGACAAGGGCGUGUGAGGCUCCCUCAGUUUUCCAUAAAUUCAGAUUCAGUCUGGUUCCUGUGUACAACUGUGACAAAGAAGGGUUUCACAUAGCUUAUACAGGGGCAGUACCAUAUGAAAAGGACGGUUUAUUGUUCUAUAACAAGCAUGCGCAUUAUCAAACAGGAAAUACACCUCUGGCAUUAGUCUGGAAGGAUGAGAAUUGUAGUAAAUAUGUUAUUGACACAGAUAGUAAAGGACACGUUCCACAUCAACAACAGGUGGUGCUGGAACUACAAGAUGAUGGGAAACUCACAGCAUCUGAUGAUCCCCCAGUUGUAUUUGGAUGCUUGAAUGGGGAUUUCAUACAAAAGACAGGGCUGCAUUCUGGAUAUCUUCUGCGUUUUACUGUUAAUGAAGGAGGAUUAAGGUUUGUGGAUGGAAAACUAGAAAAGGCUGAUUUGCAAUACCUAGGAAAAGCCAAUCGUGCACGUGCUUUUGCAGAUAGCUUCUCUAAGAUUAUGUUCCAGUAUAUGGCUCGUUAUUCCCCUCUCACAGUAGAACAUCUGCUCGCGUCCAUUAGCUCAUCAAAUGAACAAGAAAAUGGAACUCGUGAUCUGGAGAUGUCUGGUUGAUGACCACAGCUAGUGACAAUUAUGAAGUUUGCUGUUUUGUUCUCGGUCUGCUUAAUGUUGAAUGAUAUCGUACCAAUAGUUCAUAAUGUUCCUGAAGGCAUGUGGGGUUUCUGAGGCAACACAAGCACUGUUUCUUGUCAGCUUUGGGAAUUUGGUAUGAAAAUUAAGUGCUGGUAGAUGCAUUAUUGGUCUUUAACCAUUGCAAAUAGGUUUUUUUUGCUUGCUGCUUUUUGUGUGCAUAUUGGAGGAUCAAGAGUGACCGAUCAUUGUAGCCUCAUGCUGGGCAAGAGCAAGAAUUGUAUGCUUCUAUCCAGAAAAGCUUGCUUACUCUUAAUUAUGUAAAAUCUUAUGGAAGCAUUGGAAACUGUUACUAUCUAUUGUUCUAGUAUUUGUGUAUUUGUACAUGUACUCAGCUAUGUGAUUGGAACCUUUAAGUCCCAUGUGCAAAGCUUGUGGACUAAGCCAUUGGCUUAG
Molecule: messenger RNA, 1837 nt
Organism: Ilex paraguariensis (yerba mate)
Lineage: Eukaryota; Viridiplantae; Streptophyta; Magnoliopsida; Aquifoliales; Aquifoliaceae
Source: the annotation of a GenBank genome assembly